This is a messenger RNA of Paramecium tetraurelia, 621 nucleotides long. RefSeq lists its product as uncharacterized. Gene Ontology annotation, biological process: translation. Lineage: Eukaryota; Ciliophora; Oligohymenophorea; Peniculida; Parameciidae. Gene Ontology annotation, molecular function: structural constituent of ribosome. Gene Ontology annotation, cellular component: cytosolic small ribosomal subunit; ribosome. The record is from RefSeq and is a predicted model, not a curated record. The transcript has 5 exons.
AUGCAUAAAAUUCGAGUAUAGAGAGUGAAGGAAGUGGAGUAUUAAAGAAUAAAAAAUUAAUAUCUUUUAAUUAAAAAAAAUAUAUUAUGGCAGACGUUCAAAAAUCAAAGAGCAUUCUAAAAAUAAGAAGGCAUUUUCUAAAACUCCAAGAAACUCUUAGCUAAGAAGACAUCAAAAGGUGUUAGAUACUGGAAAGAAGUUGGUUUGGGGUUCAAAGUACCAAAGGAUGCAAUUGAGGGUAAUUACAUUGAUAAGAAAUGUCCAUUCACAGGAAAUGUCAGUGUCAGAGGAGCAAUAUUAAAAGGAAUUGUCAUUUCAACUAAGAUGACAAGAACCAUCAUUAUUAGAAGAGAUUAUUUGCACUAUGUUGCCAAAUAUAACAGAUAUGAAAAGAGACACAGAAAUGUACCAGUGCACAUUUCACCAGCAUUUGGACCAGUCAAGGAAGGAGAUAUCGUUGUUUGUGGACAAUGCAGACCAUUGUCAAAGACUGUUAGAUUCAAUGUUUUGAAAGUAAUCCCAAAUGAAAUCAUUGGUAAUGUUAGAAAGCAAUUUGUUUUGUUCUGAUUUGCAUGGAUAUCUAUAUAGUACAAUAUCAAAAUAAUUUAUGCAUUAAUUUAA